AUGGCUGCUCAGGGUUCUCCUGAUUUCGCUAGUCUUUAUGAAUUGAAAGAAGAACUUGGACGUGGAGCCUUUUCUGUAGUUAGAAGAUGCAUUCAGAUAUCAACAAACCUCGAAUUUGCUGCCAAAAUUAUUAGUACUAAAAGACUAGCCACUCGCGAUAUGCAAAAGCUUGAGAGGGAGGCUCGUAUCUGCCGUCGUCUCAAACAUUCAAAUAUCGUCCGAUUGCAUGACUCAAUCCAGGAUGAAAAUCACCAUUAUCUUGUCUUUGACUUAGUCACUGGAGGUGAACUCUUUGAGGAUAUUGUCGCUAGGGAAUAUUAUAGUGAAGCAGAUGCAAGCAAUUGUAUGAAGCAGAUUCUUGAAAGCGUCAACUAUUGUCAUCAAAAUAAUAUUGUCCAUCGCGAUUUGAAGCCGGAGAACUUGCUUCUGGCUAGCAAAACUCGUGGAGCUGCAGUCAAAUUGGCGGAUUUCGGUCUGGCAAUAGAAGUACAGGGUGACCAAUUCGCCUGGUUCGGUUUUGCUGGAACACCGGGAUAUCUCUCACCUGAAGUUCUCCGAAAAGAACCUUAUGGGAAACCUGUGGACAUUUGGGCUUGUGGUGUAAUUCUCUACAUUCUCCUGGUCGGUUACCCACCCUUUUGGGACGAUGACCAAAACCGUCUCUACAAUCAAAUCAAGUCAGGAUCUUACGAGUAUCCUCCUCCUGAAUGGGAUACAGUGACGGCUGAGGCAAAGAAUUUGAUCAACUCAAUGCUCACAAUGAACCCUACGAAACGUAUCACCGCCGCCGAGGCUCUCAAGCAUCAAUGGAUCUUCCAACCUGAACGCGUGGCUUCUAGUAUGCACAGACAGGAGACCGUGGAAUGCCUGAAGAAGUUCAAUGCAAAGAGAAAACUCAAGGUAAUAUAUUCUGCUUUUCCCUUACUUUAUUUACUUUGA
Messenger RNA from Rodentolepis nana, 939 nucleotides. Lineage: Eukaryota; Metazoa; Platyhelminthes; Cestoda; Cyclophyllidea; Hymenolepididae. The record is from the annotation of a GenBank genome assembly.